Molecule: messenger RNA, 237 nt
Organism: Caenorhabditis briggsae
Lineage: Eukaryota; Metazoa; Nematoda; Chromadorea; Rhabditida; Rhabditidae
Exons: 2
Coding region: 1-237 (78 amino acids)
Source: RefSeq, a predicted model, not a curated record
AUGUCCGAUCUGGAAGUUUUUAUAAGUAUACCAGUUCCGUCGUCAGAAAGCUCAACAUCAUUCUUCGAGAAGAAAAAUGAGCGUUGGGACGAUCUGACAAGAUGUUCAUGUAAUCAAAUUCACGAAACUAUAGAUGACUUGUUCAUUUGUGCUGAAAUGAUGAACAGUGAAACUGUUGAUGAUACCAGCAAUCAAGUUAAUUUCAGUGCAAAAACAUUGUCUCGCUUAAAACCAUGA